AUGUUUGAGUUGCCCGAGACUGACCCUUUGUGGAGUGUGAACAAGAACUUGAGGGAUGCUCCACCAACACGCUUUGUUGCAACACAGGCCAUAAUAUGUGCUGUUUUGGGUCUGUUUGCGUUUAUUUCGUUCUGUGUGUUGAGAUGCAACUUUCCAAACAUUUUUAUGGCAAGAUUGAACUACCUGAAUAACUCCAACAAAAAGUUCAUGCCUCCCUUACUACCUGUCAAGUCGCUCUUCGGUUGGAUUCCCGUCGUUUACCGCAUUUCGGAACACGAGGUUCUGGAAUACGCGGGUUUGGAUGCCUAUGUCUUCCUGGGAUUUUUCAGGAUGAGUAUUAAGCUGCUGUCUGUAUGUUUGUUGUUUGCCGUUACGGUUCUAUCUCCAGUGAGGUACCAUUUCACAGGCAACUAUGAUCAAGGAGGUGAUGAUGAUGGGGAUUCUGGAGAUGGAACAGGAAUUAUGGAAGACGGUUCUGGAGAGUCCCAAACGGAUUACAAGGCUUUUAUGUGGAUAUACGUGGUUUUCACAUACUUAUUCACAUUUUUGACACAGUAUUAUCUUCUUGACCAGACCAAACGGGUGGUAUCAAUGAGGCAGAAAUACCUCGGUCAACAGAACUCAGUCACAGAUAGGACCAUCAGACUCAGUGGGAUUCCUCCGGAGCUGAGAGACGAAACUGUGCUAAAGGACCAUAUUGAGUCCUUUAACAUCGGCAAAGUGUCCUCGAUCGUAAUCUGCAGGGAAUGGCAAAAGCUGAAUCAUCUGUUCAGACAACGUGAAAUUGUUAUUGAGCAUCUCGAGUAUUAUUGGGCUGAGUAUCUGGGAAGAACUCAGAUUGAUUCUUUGAAUAUUCGGCCGUUUGUUUCCAGCUCGUUGGCUCUUAGAAAUGGACUACCGCCAUCAGACGAAGAGAACAGAUACAGAGAUGAGACCACUUCUGAAGAGGAAAGCCUCAGCGAGAGUCUCGGUGAAAGAUCAAACUCCUCGUCACCAGAUAAUACGCAGCUGUCUGAGUCCAUCAUCAGCUUCAGCAGUACAUCUCAUAGAAAGCGGCCCGUUAUCAAGACUGGCUUCUUUGGUUAUUUCGGGAAAACAGUUGAUGCUAUCGACUUCUACUCCCAGCAGCUUGCUGUUUUGGAUGACGAGAUUGUCUCUGCCAGGAAGAGUCAUUAUCCUGCCACUCCAACAGCUUUCGUGACCAUGGACUCCGUUGCUACUGCUCAAAUGGUAGCACAAGCCGUUUUGGACCCUCAUGUCCACUUCUUGAUAACCCGUCUUGCGCCGGCGCCGCACGAUGUAAUCUGGGAAAACGUCUGCCUUCCAAGAAAAGACAGAAUAUUGAAAGUUUACUAUAUCACCGUUCUUACGGGUCUUUUGUGUGUUGCGUUCAUCAUCCCCGUUUCUUCAUUAGCAACGCUGCUUAACUUGAAGACUAUCUCGAAGUUCUGGCCAGAUUUGGGAGAUUUUUUAGAGAGAAACGUCUGGGCCCAAACGUUUGUUACUGAAAUGCUUCCUGUGUACUUGUUCACUUUCUUGAACUUUGUCAUUCCAUAUCUCUAUGUGUGGCUGUCGUCGAAGCAAGGGUUUGUGUCUUAUGGCGAGGAAGAGCUCUCGAUUGUCUCCAAGAACUUCUUCUACGUUUUUGUGAAUUUAUUUCUAGUUUUCACGAUGGCAGGAACGGCUUCGAACUACUGGGGUUAUUUGAGUGAUACAAAGAAGCUUGCUCUUCAAUUGGCUGCUUCGUUAAGAGGACUUGCUGGGUUCUAUGUUGAUACCAUUUUGCUUCAAGGUCUGGGUAUGAUGCCAUACAAGCUGUUGUUGCUAGGACAACUGGUGCAGUUUCCCUACUUCAGAGCUAGUUGCAGAACCCCAAGGCAGUUCAAGGAACUAUACAAGCCUCCUCUCUUCAACUUUGGUCUCCAAUUACCGAGACCAUUGUUGAUCCUCGUGAUUACCAUCAUCUACAGUGUGAUGUCUACCAAGAUCUUAGCCUCCGGUUUGCUCUAUUUCAUAAUCGGAUUCUAUGUCUACAAGUACCAGUUGAUAUACUCAUGUGUGCACCCACAGCAUUCGACUGGAAAAGUCUGGCCUAUAAUUUUCAGAAGAGUGGUGAUGGGUUUGCUCAUUUUUCAGUUGACGAUGGCUGGUUCCUUGACCUUCACCAACGAUUACAUUCUCGCAACAUGUCUUGCUCCGUUGCCUUUGUUGACAGUUGCCUUUUUGUGGAACUUUCAGAGGAAUUAUCUGCCGUUGAGUUUCUUCAUUGCCCUUAGGGCUAUCAAGGACGAUGCUGUUGAUACAACAUCAAGGCCAAACCCACACAGUUUGCUGACUCCAACAAAGUCCCGUACAAUUGAUGAGAGAAGGGAGUUUAAUCAGAAUUAUCAAUAUCCUUACUUGGUUGGUGCGUUGGACGGGCCUUGGGUGGCAUUAGACGGCGACCAGAUCAUCAUGGUCACCAGUGACGGCACGGUAAGAAAGCGGUACACCUUCAAUGAGUACUGA
Kuraishia capsulata CBS 1993 is the source of this 2508-nucleotide messenger RNA. RefSeq lists its product as uncharacterized. The coding region runs from base 1 to 2508 and encodes 835 amino acids. The record is from RefSeq and is a predicted model, not a curated record. Gene Ontology annotation, cellular component: plasma membrane. Lineage: Eukaryota; Fungi; Ascomycota; Pichiomycetes; Pichiales; Pichiaceae. Gene Ontology annotation, molecular function: calcium-activated cation channel activity. The transcript has a single exon.